Messenger RNA from Trichomonas vaginalis G3, 186 nucleotides. RefSeq lists its product as uncharacterized. The transcript has a single exon. Bases 1 to 186 code for a protein of 61 amino acids. Lineage: Eukaryota; Parabasalia; Trichomonadida; Trichomonadidae. The record is from RefSeq and is a predicted model, not a curated record.
AUGAUUCAAGCUGGAGUUAUAGAGAAAGCUGUGAUACUUGUUGUUGAAAAUUCACUUGGUAACCCAAGAAUAACUAAAGGAACAUAUGCACAUCUUGAUGCCCUUGCAAGACGCUCUUCAUCAGGUUUUGUUUCUACAUUUAAGAAUUCUAAGGAUGUCAUUUACCAAAGUUCAGAACUUCGAUGA